CGCAACGGGGUAGAGCUAAAAAUCCAACGUGAACGGGAGGGAGGAGAGGCGACAGGUUGAUAAAUACCCUCGCGAGCACGAAGGCGUCGCCAACCCAACAACCCGACCCAACCCAUCAGAAACCAAGCCAAUCAAGGCGGCGACCAGGAGGCGGAGGCGGAGGGGAUCGAGACCCAGCUGUGGAUCGCCAGGGGGAGGGGGAGACCGGACGUAGGAGCUUGGGCCGGAUGUCCCGCGGCGGCGGGGACUAGGACGACGGCGGGGAUCACCGGCGGUGAGAGGUGGAGGCGGGGGAGAGCGGCACCAUGUCUGCGGUAGUCUGUGGCAAGAGGUCCUCCUCCAUCUUCGCCGACGAGCUCCUCCCGCCGUCCCCUCCCUCUCCCCACUCCCAUCACCACCACCACCCGGCGGCCAAGAGGUCCCGCCGCUCCCCGCCGCACCGCGCCUUCGACGGCCACCGCCGGGGGGCGCUCCUGCACCAGCUACUCCCCUUCUUCCCUGACAUGGAUCCCCAGUUGCUUGAAAGAGCUCUGGAAGCAUCUGGAGAUGACUUGGAUUCUGCAAUAAAGAGUUUGAAUGAGCUGCGCUUGGAGUCAACAGAGGCUACCUUGUUAUCUACUGGUUUCAAAUCGGAAAAUGGUCAGCCUGCAGCAAUUGACCCAUCUGUUGAAGGUAUACCCAAUGGUGGCGUGGAUACAGCUACAGAACAUCCACCUGCUGUAGAUAAUUAUCGGACAGGUAAUAAUGGCUCCGAAUGGGUUGAGCUAUUUGUCAGAGAGAUGACGAAUGCUUCUGACAUAGAUGAUGCACGGGCUCGUGCGUCGAGAGCUUUGGAAGCUUUGGAGAAGUCCAUUGUAGAGCGUGCAGGAGCUGAAGCUAUGCUGAACUUGCAUAAGGAAAACACGAUGCUUAAGGAGCAAUUGACAGUCGUUCUGGGAGAGAAUGCUGUCCUGAAGCGUGCGGUGGCCAUUCAACAUGAGCGCCAAAAGGAGUUUGAUGAGAGGUCUCAGGAAGUCCAAAGCUUGAAGCAACUUGUUUUGCAGUACCAGGAGCAAGUGAGGACUCUGGAGAUAAACAACUAUGCUCUCACAAUGCAUCUCAAGCAGGCUCAGCAGAACAACUCUAUGCCCGGACGUUUUAAUCCUGAUGUAUUUUAGCUUAAGCUCCAGGAUGAUCCGCUACAGAUUAAUAAUCUAUGAAGAUGUCUUAUUUUAUCCUACUGCCCCGUGGAAUGGGCAUAAGGGAUAGGUGGAUUAACCACCCACAGGUCCAAAACUUUCCAAGUUAUGUUGAUUCAAAUGUGUUGCUCAUAUAAUUUGCUAUUAAAUAUAUAAUAUUCUUUCACCA
Phragmites australis (common reed) is the source of this 1347-nucleotide messenger RNA. RefSeq lists its product as uncharacterized. The coding region runs from base 306 to 1157 and encodes 283 amino acids. The transcript is spliced from 5 exons. NCBI's taxonomy places the organism in Eukaryota, Viridiplantae, Streptophyta, Magnoliopsida, Poales, Poaceae. The record is from RefSeq and is a predicted model, not a curated record. Gene Ontology annotation, molecular function: ubiquitin binding.